UAGCUUCGGGAAGGUUCUCGCGCGCCCCGGCCCGCAGCAUCCGCACGCGCCGCCAAGAUGCCCAAGAGGAAGGUGAGCUCCGCAGACCGCGCGGCGAAGGACGCGCCCAAGCGCAGGUCGGCCAGGCUGUCCGCGAAACCGGCUCCUGCGAAAGUGGAAGCAAAGCCAAAAAAAGCAGCGGGAAAGGAUAAAUCUUCAGACAAAAAAGUGCAAGCAAAAGGGAAGAGGGGAGCAAAGGGCAAGCAGGUUGAAGUGACCAAGUCAGAGUCUAAAGAAGACCUACCUGCGGUGAAGGGAGAGGCGAAGAGCGAGGAGAGUCCAGCCUCCGAGGAAGCGGGAGAGGAAGACGCCAAGGCUGAGUCGUCAUCCACCGUGUCCAUCAGCAUCCCUGUCUUCUUCUUGUACAAUCCAGAGGAGCAGCGGGGACGCUCCUCAGAGCCCUGUCCCAGCGAGCAGCUGAAGUGCCAGGGGCCCAAGAUCCAAGAACAGCUGUGA
Messenger RNA from Jaculus jaculus (lesser Egyptian jerboa), 495 nucleotides. RefSeq names its product non-histone chromosomal protein HMG-14-like. The record is from RefSeq and is a predicted model, not a curated record. Bases 58 to 495 code for a protein of 145 amino acids. Lineage: Eukaryota; Metazoa; Chordata; Mammalia; Rodentia; Dipodidae. Gene Ontology annotation, molecular function: nucleosomal DNA binding. Gene Ontology annotation, cellular component: nucleus; chromatin. The transcript is spliced from 2 exons. Gene Ontology annotation, biological process: chromatin organization.